Messenger RNA from Megalopta genalis, 3250 nucleotides. It is a transcript of the gene Cse1, whose product is annotated as chromosome segregation 1. NCBI's taxonomy places the organism in Eukaryota, Metazoa, Arthropoda, Insecta, Hymenoptera, Halictidae. Gene Ontology annotation, biological process: protein export from nucleus; protein import into nucleus. Gene Ontology annotation, molecular function: nuclear export signal receptor activity; small GTPase binding. The record is from RefSeq and is a predicted model, not a curated record. Gene Ontology annotation, cellular component: nuclear envelope; cytosol.
UUUAUCAGAAGCCGGCGUUCGGCAAUAUUCAAGCGUACUUUUGUAAAGAUUUUAUAUUUUUCGAGUUGAAGAAACAUACUACUUUUAAGAUAAGUCGAUAUGGAGCUUACAGAUGAUAAUUUGCUCACUCUUAGCGAAUAUUUAAAACAUACACUCAGCCCGGACGUAAAUGUCAGACGGCCAGCUGAGAAGUUUUUAGAAUCUGUUGAAAUAAAUCAAAAUUAUCCGCUACUUCUUCUACAUCUCGUGGAGAAGUCUGAGAUCGAUAUAACCAUUAGAAUUGCUGGAGCAGUUGCUUUCAAGAAUUAUGUUAAACGUAACUGGAAAGUGGAAGAAGAUUCAGUGGAUCGUAUACAUGCGCACGAUAGAAAAGCGAUUAAAAUACUUAUCAUUAAUUUGAUGUUGCAUUCUCCCGAUUCAAUUCAAAAACAGUUGUCAGAUGCUGUUUCUAUUAUUGGGAAGUAUGACUUUCCAAAUAAGUGGCCGGAGCUUAUAGACCAAAUGGUCGAAAAAUUUAACACGGGAGAUUUUCAUAUUAUUAAUGGUGUUUUACACACUGCACAUUCUCUGUUUAAAAGGUACAGAUAUGAGUUCAAAAGUCAGAGUCUAUGGACAGAAAUAAAAUAUGUGCUGGAUCAGUUUGCCAAACCUUUAACUGACCUGUUUGUUGCUACAAUGAAUUUGGCAGAAGUUCAUGCACAUAAUAUAGAUGCGCUAAAAGUGAUAUACAGUUCAUUGGUGAUUCUUUCAAAGGUGUUUUACUCUCUUAACUUCCAAGAUUUGCCAGAAUUUUUCGAAGAUAAUAUGGCUGUUUGGAUGAAGAAUUUUCAUACUUUAUUAAAUACCAAUGUUCCCUCUCUACAAAACGCAGAUGAAGAAGAGGCAGGAGUAAUCGAACAAUUAAAGUCACAAGUCUGUGAUAAUAUUGGCCUGUAUGCACAAAAGUACGACGAAGAAUUUCAGCCGUAUUUACCGGAAUUUGUAACUGCUGUAUGGAAUUUGUUGACAUCAACAGGGCAACAACCGAAGUACGAUGCUUUAGUCUCGAAUGCCUUACAAUUUUUAGCGACAGUAGCAGAUCGUGCACAAUACAGACAUCUGUUUGAAAACCCAACUACUUUGAGUAGUAUAUGCGAAAAAGUUAUAAUACCUAAUAUGGAAUUUAGAGAAUCGGAUAAUGAGUUGUUCGAAGAUAAUCCAGAAGAAUACAUCAGGCGAGAUAUCGAAGGCAGUGAUGUGGACACGAGAAGAAGGGCUGCUUGCGAUUUAGUUAAAGUACUUUCCAAGUAUUUUGAAGCAAAAAUAAUGGAAAUUUUUGGCGCGUACAUACAGGUAAUGCUACAAAACUAUGCGGCUAAACCUGCUGAAAAUUGGCGAAGCAAGGAUGCUGCGAUUUAUCUAGUGACUAGUAGUGCAAGUAAAGCUCAAACGCAAAAACAUGGUGUUACUCAAAGCAGUGAUCUUGUUCCACUACCUCAAUUUGCAAUGCAACACAUAGAACCUGAACUGCUUAAACCGAACGUAAGCGAAUUCCCAGUACUUAAAGCAGAUGCAAUCAAAUUUAUAAUGACAUUCAGGUCAAUACUACCAAAAGAAAUGAUCGUUGGAAGUUUGCCACAAUUAGUCAGACAUUUGAGUGCUACGAACAUUGUUGUUCAUACGUAUGCCGCCUGUGCGAUUGAGAAAAUACUUGCAUUGAGAGCCCCAGAUAAUUCACCUGUAGUUAAGGGAAACGAUUUGUCGUCUUUGGCAGCAGAUUUGUUGAAAAAUCUGUUCGCAUGUUUAAAUAUGCCUGGAUCAGAAGAGAACGAAUAUGUGAUGAAAGCUAUUAUGAGAUCCUUUGGAACCCUACAAGAAAUCAUAAUGCCAUUUUUAGCGGAUCUCUUGCCGAAACUUACGGAGAAACUCGCACUCGUAUCCAGAAAUCCAAGUCGUCCCAAUUUCAACCAUUAUCUGUUUGAAAUUUUUGCCUUGUCAAUUAAGGUCGUUUGCAAAACGAACCCAGUUGCGGUUUCUUCGUUCGAAGAGGCAUUGUUCCCGAUUUUUCAAGGCAUUUUGCAGCAAGAUGUCUUGGAAUUCAUACCAUAUGUUUUUCAAAUUCUUGCCUUGCUUUUGGAAUUACGGACAACUCCGCACAUACCAGAGCCAUACCUGGCUCUAUUUCCUUGUCUUUUGUCAUCCGUGUUGUUUGAGCGUCAAGCUAACAUCCAUCCUUUGACUCGAUUGCUGAGAGUAUUCAUUAGACAUGGUGCUCAUCAUAUAAUUGCGCAAGAAAAAAUGAGCGGCUUGUUGGGAGUAUUUCAAAAAUUACUCGCUUCAAAAGUACAUGAUCAUGAGGGUUUCUUGUUGCUUCAAAGCAUCAUAGAACAUUUUGCGCCGAACGUAUUGGAACCGUAUAUGAAACAAAUAUUUGUACUGUUCUUCCAAAGACUUUCAUCGUCGAAAACAACAAAUUUCGUAAAGGGUCUCAUCGUGUUUUUCGCAUACUAUAUCAUCAGAUAUGGUUCAAGUAGUUUAAUUACAAUCAUCGAUCAGAUACAACCUCAGAUGUUUGGUAUGGUCGUGGAGCGCGUAUUAAUAGCAGACAUGCAAAAGAUAUCGGGUGAUAUUGAGCGGAAAGUGACAGCAGUCGGAAUUUCAAAUUUACUGAUCGAUUGUCCAGCAAUGUUAGAAAGCCCGUACAGUACAUAUUAUCCGCGCAUAUUGGCGGCAUUAGUGGAAUUCUUUGAAUUGCCGCAGGACCAAAGUACAGUACCCGAAGACGAUCUGAUCCCAGAGAUCGAAUCUGCGCCUGGAUAUCAAGUAGGAUACAAUCAACUUCUUUGUGCGAAAACACCUGCAAAGGAUCCUUUAGAAGCUAUCGGCGACGUGAGACUGCACUUAGCACAAGGAUUGGGAAGAUUAUCGCCGGGGCAGUUGCCUAACCUUCUUGGACAAAUUCCAGAACCUAAUGCGAACCAUCUAAGAACCUACCUUCAAACAGCUGGAAUUACUGUUGCAUAAUACGAACUAGAUAUUCGAGAUAGAUUAAAACUUCAUCUGAUUACUCGAAAAAUGAACAAUAUUAAGCUGAAUAAACUGUAAGAAAUUCUCGAAGGGCUACUUUUUCAACGAUAUUCUCAUUGCGGAUUGUAUAUAUCGUGAGAUCUUACGCGCGCUAUAUCGUUCGCCGAUCGUAUAAUACAGAAUAUUUCAAGAAAUGUUUCUUAUUUUUAUGCGAUACUGUAAAAAAUAAAAGUUAAAAAUAUGA